Molecule: messenger RNA, 1166 nt
Organism: Nothobranchius furzeri (turquoise killifish)
Lineage: Eukaryota; Metazoa; Chordata; Actinopteri; Cyprinodontiformes; Nothobranchiidae
Gene: thg1l
Product: tRNA-histidine guanylyltransferase 1-like
Biological process (GO): tRNA modification
Molecular function (GO): magnesium ion binding; tRNA guanylyltransferase activity
Source: RefSeq, a predicted model, not a curated record
GAUUCCACAUUAAUAUACAUUAAUUAACAAAAUAUCAACCAAUUGUAAUUUAUUAACAUUUUCUAAUGAGAACUAAGGAGAACUUUUUAGUUUUGCUUAAAAAAGGAAAAACAAAAUGCCCGGAACCAAAGUGACGGUUGAGGAACUACGACGAAGUUAAUGAACGGACUGUACACAAACCAACUUCUCGGGAGCUCCUUAAUGCUGACCAGAAGACUAUCCGGACUUGGUGCAGGGGGUAGGACCUGGUUUGUCUCAUCCAUUUCUCGUUCUUUCACCCGAUCCAGCAUCAUGGCUAAGAGCAAGUUUGAGUACGUCCGCAGCUUUGAAACGGAUGACACCUGUCUGCGGAACUGCUACAUCGUUGUCAGACUGGACGGACGCAACUUCCACAGGUUUUCAGAGCAGCACGCGUUUACUAAGCCCAAUGAUGACAGGGCUCUGGGGCUGAUGACCAGGAGUGCUCGCUCUGUCAUGGAGGAACUGGAGGACAUCGUCAUUGCUUAUGGUCAAAGUGAUGAGUUCAGCUUUGUUUUCAAAAGGAGCUCCACCUGGUUCAAGAGGAGAGCCAGCAAGCUCAUGACCCAUGUGGCCUCCCAGUUCUCCUCAUCAUAUGUGUUUUACUGGAAGGAGUUUUUCGGAGAACAGCCCCUCUUGUGUCCCCCGAGCUUUGAUGGGCGUGUGGUCCUGUAUCCUAGCAACCGUAACCUUAGAGACUAUCUUUGCUGGAGGCAAGCGGAUUGUCACAUCAAUAACUUAUACAACACGGUGUUUUGGGCGUUGGUUCAAAAGGGAGGACUCACUACCGCCCAGGCAGAUGAUCGCUUAAAGGGAACGUUGGCGUCGGAUAAAAACGAGAUCCUGUUCUCAGAGUUUGACAUCAACUAUAACAACGAAUCAGCUGUUCACCGGAAAGGAACCAGCCUCGUUUGGGAAAAGAAGGACGAGACCGUCACCAAACGUAUGAAGCUUCCCAACGCAGAGGAGAAGGAGGUUCAUGUUACUCGCAGCAGGAGGAGAGUGGAGGCUCUUCACUGUGACCUGAUCGGGGAGCAGUUUUGGGAGGAGCACCCAGACAUCCUGGAGGAGGAGGAGACCUGCUGACAGCUCUGGUGUUAUUCUCAGCAUACGUUUUACUUUCCUUUAAUAAAUCUUUGUCACAGUGA